AUUUGAUCAUAUUUGUGAGUUCCUGAUAAGGGAAGGCAUAUUUAAAUUCUAGGAUAUUUUCGUCUCAGAAAUAAAACCACAUUUAUCCGAGAUUAACAUAACAAAUUCAAAGAUGCGUUUAAUUUUCAUUUUCGGUGUUUACAUUCUACUUUAUUGCAAUGCGUGUCCCUCGAGCAAAAAAACUGUUAUUUUUAUAUUAGAUAAAGUGAAUCCGACCGAAUACGACCAGGAUUGGCUAUAUACAAGAAUAAAAAAUCUGCUUUCCAGAUGUGCUCAAAAUGGCUUUGAUUUCCAGUUCAAGGCAUCAUGGCGGGGUUCCUUUGAAUCUCGUAAUUAUCUAACCGUCGACAAUAUCGUCUCGAAUUCCACAAUUGUCGAGAACGGUUUCAUCAUCAGAGGCCAAUCAACGUUGGAAAUUAAUCUUCUGAAGCAAUUGAAAUGUAUUCCACCGUAUUCGGUAAUCUAUGUCAUCACAAAUGUGACCAUGCCCAGUAAUAAGACCCUAGUAGACGAUAUUUUGGAAGAAAUACAAAUCAAAAGAACAGAGGUCAACUUUCUCAUUGGAUCGAAGUGUUCUUUAGAAAAAGAUUUUAAUACCGACUCCCUCAAAAAGUAUGCAUUGAUUACGUCUAUCAGCAACGGGUACAUAAUGGGUCAAGAAUCGUUUCUAUUCAAUGAGUCCAGGUUCACAGAUUCCGUGUAUCUGAGGUUAACGUCUGUCCCUCUAGAAGUAACCUUCCCAGCAGUCGUACGCAAAAAUAACAAAACAUAUUGCGCAAACAUAGAUUCGUUAGCAGAUAAAGACAGGAUUGAAGAAAAUUUGCAAUUAGGCUUGUAUGAGACGAAUGCAGACAUGCCUAGAACGAGCCAAAUCAAAUGGGAAAUGGCAGUGACGCCUUUGACACAUACUAUCCAGAAUUGCGACGACCUUUUCUACAAAAGAAUCAACACAUUGGAGUUUUCUGACGUGGUUGCCGAAGGCUUUACCAGAAAAUAUUUCGACUACGAUUAUGGAUUUUCUACGGAAGAGAUUCGUUAUAUAAACGAGACAUAUAAACGACCAAUACGCGGAAAACCAAACCAACUUUAUGUAUCCUUCGUUGACGAAAACGUCGAAUAUGAAUUCGAACAUUUCGAGAUACUGUUCGUGAAUGGAAGUUCUUACGGAGAAAAGAUUUAUCUGCAGCCGAAACCAGAAACGAAUUUAUACACCGGAUCAUUUUUACCGCCAAACGGAUAUUUUUACAUACGAGUAACGAUUAAUGCGGCAGACAGAGUAGUCAAUCGAUUAUCAUCUACUGCAAUGAGCGCUGCGGAAGGAUUCGGAGAAAAUCAUCGUAAUCCAAUUUUCGAAUACAAACCAAUAUUCAAAGUCGAGAAAGUACUGGCUACCACGUCUAAACCACCACCUUCAAAAGAUAACACCUUAUUGUCUGAUUAUUGCAUUAAGAUAAAUUUAAAAACAAUCGUAAUAAUCGCAUUAUACAUUGGUGCUGCCUUCUUAGGAUGGGCCUUUAGUCAGGUUGUACUUAAACCACUCAUACUCAAAUAUUGCAUGUCCAACGAAGAAACAGAGAAACGAUCAGAUGUCGAAAAAGCUCACUAUCGAGCGGUGCCAAAGGGCGAUGUUCCUUACGGAGUCAUCAAGGUAUAAUCUUUUCAACGACACAUAUCAACCAGUUUUAUUCCAUUAUAGAGCCUCCAGCGAGUUUCCAAUGUUCUCCAGAAAUUUCAAAUUGCUGUGAAAAGGAUCAAACGAACUUGACUCGAAGUCUAAAAAAUACUCUUUUGAUCAUUUUAAAUGAAUUUUUACGAAAUUAUGUAUAUGACUCCUAUCAGUUCAAAAAAGAAUUUUUGAUCAACUCGCAAAUCUC
Planococcus citri (citrus mealybug) is the source of this 1874-nucleotide messenger RNA. RefSeq lists its product as uncharacterized. The record is from RefSeq and is a predicted model, not a curated record. The transcript is spliced from 8 exons. Lineage: Eukaryota; Metazoa; Arthropoda; Insecta; Hemiptera; Pseudococcidae. The coding region runs from base 113 to 1654 and encodes 513 amino acids.